Oncorhynchus gorbuscha (pink salmon) is the source of this 1418-nucleotide messenger RNA. Its product is annotated as vacuolar protein sorting-associated protein 13C-like. The coding region runs from base 278 to 1204 and encodes 308 amino acids. Gene Ontology annotation, cellular component: extrinsic component of membrane. The transcript is spliced from 13 exons. The record is from RefSeq and is a predicted model, not a curated record. Gene Ontology annotation, biological process: protein retention in Golgi apparatus; mitochondrion organization; protein targeting to vacuole. Lineage: Eukaryota; Metazoa; Chordata; Actinopteri; Salmoniformes; Salmonidae.
UGGAGACCUGGACCUGGUUAAGGAUGAGUGUGGUCAGUUUGCCUACGACGGUCUAUCCCAGGUCCACUGGGUGUCCUUCCUGAAUGGUCGCCAGCGCGUGCUGCUCUUCACCGAGGACGUUGCCGUGGUGACCAAGGCGCGGCAGGCGGAGGAGCUGGAGCAGUUCCAACAGGAAGUGAACGUGUCGCUGCAGAACCUUGGCCUGUCACUCGUCAACAACGACAACCGCCAGGAGAUCGCAUAUGUCGGCAUCACCAGCUCUGGUGUGGUGUGGGAGAUGAGACCUAAGAGCCGAUGGAAGCCUUUCAACCAGAGGAACAUCAGGCUGUUGGAGAAGGCCUACCAGAAACACCUGGCUGGAGGCACACCUGAACCCGGCUGGGUCAAACUGGAGACCAACUUAGAGGUGAACUUUGGGAAGGUUCCCAUGGUGAUGCGUCAGCCCUUUUCCAGUAGUAUCAGGAGGAACUUCCUGUCUGGGAUUCAGGUGGAGUUCAAACAGUCGCCUCAUCAGAGAAGUCUCCGGGCCCAGCUACACUGGCUCCAGGUGGACAACCAGCUGACUGGAGCUUUAUUCCCCAUUGUGUUCCACCCUGUUCCUCCUCCAAAGUCCAUCGCUCUGGACUCAGAACCAAAGCCUUUUAUGGACGUCAGCAUCAUCACCAGGUUUAACCAACACAGUCAGGUCACGCAGUUCAAGUACUUCAUGGUUCUGGUCCAGGAGAUGGCUGUGAAGAUUGACCAGGGAUUCCUGGGAGCCAUCUUGGCCCUGUUCACCCCAGCUGCCGAAUCGCAUGUGGACAAACAGAAGACCAAGCUGAUAGAGAAGGACUUGGCGAUGUUACAGGCUGAAUUAAUGGAGGCGUCCAUGACCGACAACUCAGGCCUCAGCUUCUUUGAAUACUUCCACAUCUCCCCCAUCAAACUACACCUCAGUCUGUCUCUGGGCUCUAGUGGAGACGAGUCUGGUCAACAGGAGAUGAUGGCCAUCCAGUCAGUCAACCUUCUGUUGAAGAGUCUUGGAGCGACACUGACCGACGUAGACGACCUCAUCUUCAAACUUGCCUACUAUGAGGUGAACUACCAGUUCUACAGGACAGAGAAGCUGAUGUGGGCUGUGGUUAGACAUUACAGUGAGCAGUUCCUGAAACAGAUGUAUGUGUUGGUGCUGGGCCUGGAUGUCCUGGGAACCCGUUCGGCCUGAUCAGAGGCCUGUCUGAAGGAGUGGAGGCCUUCUUCUACGAGCCCUUCCAGGGAGCGGUUCAGGGACCUGAGGAGUUCGCUGAGGGCUUUGUGAUCGGAGUACGCAGUCUACUGGGUCACACUGUCGGUGGCGCUGCAGGCAUGGUGUCCCGUAUUACGGGUCAGUGGGUAAAGGACUGGCUGCCAUCACCAUGGAUAAAGAGUACCAGCAAAAA